UCUCAUUUUUCUUAAACCAAAAUAAAUCUUUUUCAAUACUUUUUUUAAAGACCAUGUAUGAAUCUCGUUUGCAUUUGCAUUUUCUCUCGCUAAUCUUGCUCUGUUUUGUCUGCCCUUCAAGCUUCUUCGAUUUAAACAUCGACUAUAGUAGCUAUGUUGCUUGUCGUCCUCAUCAGACUAAAGCUCUCACUGAGUUCAUGAAUGAGUUUGAUAGCAGCCAAUGCAACCUCAGUGAUCCCUUUAACGGAGUCAGGUGUGAUAACUCCACCGGUGUGGUAACAAUGCUACGACUUACGGCCUGUCUCAGUGGAAACCUUAAGCCCAACAGUAGCCUAUUCAGGUUACAUCAUCUUCGUUACCUUUUUCUCAGUGGAAACAACUUCAUCUCAUCUACACUUCCUGCUGAAUUUGGCAACCUCAACAGGUUAGAGGUCUUAACUCUUGAGAGUAAUGGAUUUGUAGGUCAAGUUCCUUCCUCAUUUAAUAACUUAAGCCUUCUUUCCGUUUUAGACCUUUACGAUAAUGAACUCACCGGUAGUUUCCCACUUGUAAGGAAUCUAACAAAGCUCUCGGUUUUAGAUCUUUCUAAUAAUUAUUUCUCUGGAACUCUGAAUCCCAACAGAACUAGCAUGUUUGAGUUGCAUCACCUCCGUUACCUUAAUCUAGGUUUCAACAACUUCAGUUCAUCACUCCCUUCUGAGUUUGGAAAUCUCAACAAACUUGAGUCCUUAUCUCUUCCCUUCAAUGACUUUUUCGGGAAAUUUCCUCCCACAGUUAGUAACCUAACCUCACUAACCGAAUUAUACGUUGCCCACAACCAGCUCAAUGGUAGUUUCCCACUGGUACACAAUCUUACCAUGCUCUCUGUUUUAAGUCUGUAUGAGAAUCACUUCUCUGGAACCAUUCCUUCUUCUCUCUUCACUAUGCCUUCCUUAUCAUCUCUUAGUCUACAAGGAAACGAUCUCACCGGAUCUGUAAAAUCUCCUAACUCCUCUACUCCAUCUAGGCUCGAGGAAAUGUACCUUGGGAAUAACCAUUUUGAAGGAAAAAUCAUAGAGCCCAUCUCAAAGCUCGUCAACCUCAGAAAGCUUGACCUUUCUUUAUUUAGCCCAAGCUACAUGAUUGACGUAAGCCUGUUGUUCUCGCUAAAAUAUUUGCUGCAACUUGAUCUUUCCGGUAAUAGUAUAUCUCCGGACAGUUUAGAUUCAAAGCCAGAAAUCCCGACAAAUUUGGAGAUUUUGUCAAUAAUAGGCUGUGGCAUCAGCGAGUUCCCAAGUAUCUUAAAGAACCUUGAGAAGUUGGAAUUUAUAGAUUUGGUCGACAACAAGAUCAAAGGGAAAAUCCCAGAGUGGUUAUGGAACCUUCCUCGUCUGUCCACCUUGUUUGUUGCAUAUAAUAACAUUAGUGGUUUCGAAGGUCCAGUGGACGUUUUGGUAAAUUCAUCGGUGAAGAAUUUAGAUAUUGGGAUAAACGACUUUGAAGGAGCAAUUCCUAUUCUGCCACCCUCUAUGAACCUGUUUGCUGCAAACAACAACAGAUUCACAGGGAGAAUACCUCUUUCAGUCUGCAAUUGUACAUCUCUCACGCAUUUGAUACUAGAUAACAACAACCUCACGGGUCCAGUUCAUCAAUGCUUGAGUCACAACUUGAAGGUUUUGAAUCUCCGGAAGAACAACUUUGAAGGAAGUAUUCCUGACGCCUUUUACAACGGUGCUUCUCUACAGACAUUUGAUGUUGGACACAAUCUACUCACCGGGAAACUUCCAAGAUCUCUUCAGAAUUGUUCAUCUCUAGAGAUUCUAGUUGUUGACCACAACAAAAUCAAAGGCAAGUUUCCUUUCUGGCUCAAGGCGUUACCAAAUUUGCAAGUCCUUAUCCUCAGUUCAAACAAGUUCUAUGGUUCUAUAUCUCUUCCUGAUCAAGGUCCUCUCGGGUUUCCAGAGCUACAUAUAUUUGAGAUAUCUGAUAAUAAGUUUACUGGAAGCUUGCCACCAAGGUAUUUUGUGGAUUGGAAAGCAUCCUCACUUACGCUGAACAACGAAGAAGGUGGUGGUCAAUAUAUGUCACGCACAACAAAUUUUCAAGGAAUAUUGGUAUAUAGAUAUUCAGAUUUUUUAGAUUUACAAUACAAAGGUCUAUCUAUGGAGCAAGAGUAUGUCCUUAAUUCCUACACAGCCAUUGAUUUUUCUGGGAAUAGAAUUGAAGGACAGAUUCCUGAAUCCAUUGGUCUCUUGAAACCGCUGAUUGCACUCAACUUAUCAAACAAUGCCUUCACAGGCCAUAUUCCUUUGUCAUUGGCCAAUCUGAGCAAUCUCGAGUCACUAGACCUAUCAAGCAACAACCUCUCCGGAACAAUUCCAAGUGGACUUGGAAGCCUCUCGUUUUUAUCGUACAUAAAUGUGUCUCACAACCAGCUCAAAGGUGAAAUACCACAAGGAACACAAAUUACUGGUCAAGCUAAAUCUUCAUUUGAAGGGAAUGCAGGGCUUUGUGGUCUUCCUCUCCAGGAAACUUGCUUUGGGUCUAAUGCACCGCCGCCACCGACACAACAACCCCGGGAAGAAGAAGAUGAGGAACAAGUGUUGAUCUGGAAAGCUGUAGUUAUUGGGUAUGGACCUGGAGUGUUGCUUGGACUGGCAAUAGCGCACAUCAUUGUUUCAUACAAACCUGACUGGCUCGACAAGAUUGUUGGUCCCAACAAGCUCAGAAAUCGCUAGGAUUGUUUUCAGUUUGAGUAUGAUCCUUCAAUCAAUGUAUGUUAAGUGGUUAAGUGCUCAUGUAUGCAAUCACUUCCUUAUGUUUGUUGUAUCAUUAUCUGAUGUUUUGUUCUAUUUCUCCUUUUCUUUUAUAAAGCUUCCGAAGUCUCUUCUAUA
This is a messenger RNA of Raphanus sativus (radish), 2873 nucleotides long. RefSeq names its product receptor like protein 24-like. The record is from RefSeq and is a predicted model, not a curated record. Lineage: Eukaryota; Viridiplantae; Streptophyta; Magnoliopsida; Brassicales; Brassicaceae. The transcript has a single exon. Gene Ontology annotation, molecular function: protein binding. Bases 54 to 2717 code for a protein of 887 amino acids.